This is a messenger RNA of Sclerotinia trifoliorum, 2405 nucleotides long. The record is from the annotation of a GenBank genome assembly. NCBI's taxonomy places the organism in Eukaryota, Fungi, Ascomycota, Leotiomycetes, Helotiales, Sclerotiniaceae.
CAACACAACACUGUAUCUAGUGUAUAAUUUCCAAAUUGCUUAGAUUCUUUACUAUCUACUUACAUAGUGAGACGAGGCUUCAUCACUCAAGUGAACCUCUAUGUUUAUUGAGAGGCUUGAAACAACCAAAUACCAAACAUCUUUCGCCAUUCAAGAGAGGCAGAACUAUCUAUCGCUGGAAGUCUAGAUCAUCUGUGUUGAGCUUUAAGACAACAAGUCUCUUACGGAUUUGACAUAUCAUUAUCCUUUGCCUUCGCAAUAUUCGGAAGCUCUAAUUGCACAAGUAAGCAAUGUUGCGGACAACCACAUGCUUUCAAUAGUUUGAUCAGCUUGGGUAUGAUGCUAUUCAUGGAUUAUACCAAGAAUUCAUCGAGAUGAAUCUAGUUCACGAUUUUGAUUCCCCUCCGGAGUGCGAAUAGACGGAUAGUGUUGUCUGUUUGUUGAUGUCCUUCAAAUUCUUCAUGAGCCUCUUACCCUUAUUUCAUCAUUACGCAAAUUUAAUACCUUCGGUUCUCUGUUUACCCACACAAGAUGUUGAAGCUAAUCAGUUCCUCAAGACCUGCUUCUCUACGCACUCUCGCGUCUAGAGCUUCAGCUUUCUUGUUGGAUUGGACUCCGUUCCUCCUAAUUAUUUCCUAUUUCAUAUUCUCAACAUGUCUUUACAUGUUUUGUACGCCAAAGCUGAUAGAGAUUUUCUGGCUGAUCUAUCUUUCCACGAAUUCCUACACAGCAGCUAUGAACGUCAUGGAAGCCAUAUGUAGUCUAAAGCCUAACAGAAUUGCAAGGAAAGCACUCUAUGACGUGGAAGAAAAUGGAUGGAAAUUUCCUACACCCGAUGAUCAACUCUUGAUACUGGAUCUUGUUAUCGUCGCAUAUCUUCCCAACGAGCAAGAUAUCAUCAUGGAUAGGAUUCACUAUGCUUUGGAUCAUAUCGUAUAUCCAGCAGAUAAGAUUCGGAUCAACGUACUGUACAAUACGCCCAAACCUAUCGAGCCCGUUGAAUCUGAAAUGAACAACCUCGCUGCGAAAAUUGACCGAUUGAGAAUAAUCAAAGUACCAGACUCAACUUCCAAAGCACACAAUCUUAAUUACUUCUUUACCCUAUAUACCGGAGCACAAAUCAUCGCCUUGUAUGAUUGUGAUCAUUAUUCCCAUCCUUAUGGGCCGCGAUUGGCAGUCGAGCGGUUUCUAGCCGAUGAAGAAGUCGAUUGCGUUCAAGGACGAUGUGUAAUUCAGAAUUCCAAGGCCACAUUCCUGACAGGUAUGAUCGCGGUAGAAUUCGACAAGAUCUAUGCUACAUCACAUCCCGGCCGAGCUGCAUUAUUCGGAUAUGGUCUAUUCACCGGUAAAUAUACCUCAUCCGGCCUCCUCUUCCCCGCAAGACCCAUAUUUCACAAUAUACAUCCCCUCUAGCAUCUCUAACAACCCUAUAGGAUCCAACGGCUACUGGCGCGCGAAUCUCCUCCGCGAUCUAAAAAUGGACGCAAGCAUGUUAACAGAAGACAUUGACUCCGCACUGCGCGCCCUAGAACAAGGCGCAACCUGCAUCCACGAACCGAACGUGAUAUCCUACGAACUAGCCCCCACAACCUUCCGCUCAUUUCUCAAACAGCGACUCCGGUGGGCCCAAGGCUGGACCCAAGCAAGCUAUCGACACUGCGUCCUCGCGUACAAAAAAUCACCACACAAGAAACGGAAUCUCCUCACCCGCUUUGGUCUCCUCUCUUUACUGUUAAUUCGCGAAUUGAGCUAUUAUCUAGUAUCGCAAUAUACAUGUCUCAUGCUCAGUUUCCUCAUCACUGGAUUUCCAAAAACAGGCACCCAGUUGAAAAAUCUUAUUUUCUUUGAAUUUCCGGCUUCGGAAUGGUUAUUUAUUAUCGGGUACGUAUACGUGAACUAAACAUACCCAUCUUCCUUCCUUCCUCCAUUCCUUCCUUCCUAUCAUACUCAUCCCAGCUCAUCGCAUCCCAACCCUCCCCAAAGCACAAACACACCACUAACCCUUCCCCCCCUCUCCCAGAACCCUCUGCCUAAUCGGCAGUCUCGCAAUAACCUAUUUCGUCCUCUCCGAAUUCAUAACUAAACGCAUGAUGCUCAAAUUUACGCUUCUGUAUCCCUUCUAUCUGAUUCUAGGAAGUUGUAUUGGUCUGUAUGGACAUUUUCGACAGAUUGUCCGGUAUUCGGCUUGGAAUGCUACAGUGAGGUCUUGAGGUCUUGAGGUGUGGGAGGGAUAUUUGGAAGAGGGGAAGGGGAGGGGGAUAUCGAGAUCUUGUAGUUUUAUUUUCGUAUAGAUAUACAUCAUACAUACAUAGCAUGGCGUAUAAUAAGUUUGUUAUUCUAUUUAGGGGAAUUUUUUUGGGCUCUGAUAUGGUGGUGGUGGUGAUGAUAGUCUUUGGGGCGGGGUU